AUGGGAUACGAUUUGCUCGUCUUUCUCGCAGCCUCCGUCGUCGUCACCCCCCUCGCCAAAUCUUUGAACGUCACACCUAUUUUGGGAUACCUGUUGGCGGGGGCAAUCCUGGGACCCAACGGACUAGACCUCUUUGCCAAUUCCAAAGCCGACAUUGAACUCGGGGACGUCGGCAUUUUGUUUUUACUUUUCAGCGAAGGCCUCGAAGUCACGCAACCGCGCCUGAAAAAACUCACCAAUUACCUCCCACUCGGAAUUGCGCAAAUCUCACUCGUCACGGCCGUCAUUACCGGCGUCUUCAUGUCCGAUUUACCCGAAUGGACGGCGACCGUCUUUGCAAUCGAUCCCACGCUACUCGGGAUUCCCCCGACCGAAGCCGUCGUACUGGCACUCAUUGGUUGCUUGUCCACAUCGGCUUUCAUUUUCCCCGUCCUGAAGGAACGCUCCUGGGAAGACGAAGAAUCCGGCGAAGCCGCCACGUCAAUUUUGCUGCUGCAAGACCUUUUGGUCGCACCACUCUUGGUCCUUUUGCCAUACUUGGCCGGCGAUACCGCCACCGAUUACCUCGCCAUUGGAUUUCUCACGGCCAAGGCAACGCUGGGCUUUGGUGCCGUACUUUACGUGGGUAGUUUAGUCCUACAGAAUGUCUUUCGUGUGGUCUCCACCGCACAAUCCAGUGAAACCUUUGUCGCGCUCUGUUUACUGGUUAGUGCCGGUAUGGGUGCCAUUGCCAAAUACUUUGGUCUGACCGACACCGCCGGGGCUUUUGCCGCCGGUGUUUUGCUCGCCAACACCAAUUACCGCGCCCAAAUUCAGGCGGACAUUCUGCCCUUCAAGGGUAUCUUAUUGGGAAUUUUCUUCAUGGGCGCGGGUUCCAAUUUUGACGUCGAAUUGGUCGUUCGCGAGUGGCCCACUAUUGCGAUUGGUUGUGUCACUCUGUUGGCGCUCAAGGCGUUUACCUUGGGUGCCGCCACACGAGUUCCGCACUGGAUGGAACCCAACCGGCUACCCACCGCGGAUGCCAUCCGGGUGAGUCUCUUGCUGGCCGGCGGUGGCGAAUUCGCCUUUGUCGUGCUGGCUCUGGCAGAAUCACUCGAUAUCAUCCCGGCCAGUUUAUCCGCCAUUGUUACGGCAAUUGUGUUAAUUACUAUGGGAUUGACUCCUUUGCUCGGAGAUCUGGCGGUAAUAUUGUCCGAGCCGCUGCUACCGUACAAGGAAGAAGAGAAGUUAAUGGCCCUUAACGGGAGUAACGGUGCGGUUGUCCCGGAACGCGAAAUUCCACACGUGGCGAAGGAGGCGGUGGUGAUUUGUGGCUAUGGCGAAGUCGGACAGAAUACCGUCCGCGUGCUGGGCAAACAAAAGGAAAAGGCCGGCAUGAUCAAAUCCAGCUACCUGAAAGAUGAAGUUCCCAGCGUCGUGGCCUUUGACGUCGAUCCUUCCCUAUCGGAUACUGCGCUACGACCGUCCCGCAAUACCGCCGUCUUAUUCGGUAACGCCGCCAACCCCGAAGUAAUCCGUUCCAGCGGCAUUUCUCAGCCUUCCGCCAUCUACGUCACGUACGAAGACUUUGGUCGUGUCCAAUCCGCCACAGCGCGUUUGCGGGCCGCCUUUGCCACCGUCCCCAUUUUUGCCCGCGCCGCUACCCGGGCCGAAGUAAGUGCCUUGGAAGAGGCCGGGGCAACACAAGUCGUGGUAGAGUCCGAUGAAUUGCCCCGAUCCGCCUUUGCUCUGCUGGAAGGUGUAUGGCAGGGCAACUUGCCCGGCAAGAUUUUCAAUUCUCCGGAACAUUUUCGGGCAGAAGCCGCAGAAGCGGCUGGUAUCUCCACCGGUGAAGUCGAGGACCUGCUGGAAAUGUACCAAGCCAUGGAUCAGGAUAAGACCGGAACUGUCUGUCCAACCGAGAUUGAAGCAUUGUUGGAACGUUCCGGAACUUGGAUUGCCUCGGACGACGAAAUUCGACAGCUGGAUUCUUGGAUUGAAAGUACCUUGGCCGGAAAGGAUCCAGUGGAUGCUCUGGAAUGGUGUCGACUGUACGGACGCGCCCCCGAUUUUGUAAAACGAGCAUUCGGUGGUGAUCUAGCCCGCAAGCGGAAACAAAGAGAAGAAGCAUAG
Messenger RNA from Phaeodactylum tricornutum CCAP 1055/1, 2112 nucleotides. RefSeq lists its product with no specific name. The coding region runs from base 1 to 2112 and encodes 703 amino acids. Gene Ontology annotation, cellular component: membrane. NCBI's taxonomy places the organism in Eukaryota, Bacillariophyta, Bacillariophyceae, Surirellales, Neidiaceae. Gene Ontology annotation, molecular function: antiporter activity; calcium ion binding. The transcript has a single exon. The record is from RefSeq and is a predicted model, not a curated record. Gene Ontology annotation, biological process: potassium ion transport; proton transmembrane transport.